Morone saxatilis (striped sea-bass) is the source of this 327-nucleotide messenger RNA. Its product is annotated as basic leucine zipper and W2 domain-containing protein 2-like. The transcript has 4 exons. Lineage: Eukaryota; Metazoa; Chordata; Actinopteri; Moronidae. The coding region runs from base 79 to 327 and encodes 82 amino acids. Gene Ontology annotation, cellular component: membrane; cytoplasm. The record is from RefSeq and is a predicted model, not a curated record.
GGUUGGCAGGCACAACGACAGUCAUACAGUCAGCCAACUCACUUACAGGCAGCACAAGGAACUCACCGCUGGACUUGUAUGAAUACCGGUAAGCAGCAGAAGCCAGUGCUCACAGGCCAGAGGUUUAAGACCAGGAAAAGGGAUGAAAAGGAGAAGUUUGAACCAACUGUUUUUCGAGACACGAUUGUUUUGGGCCUCAAUGAAGCAGGCGGUGACCUGGAUGCUGUAGCUAAGUUUCUAGAUGUCACAGGGUCGCGACUAGACUACAGACGCUAUGCUGACACUCUGUUCGACAUCCUCAUCGCAGGGAGCAUGCUUGUGAGCUGA